CAUCUCGAAUGGAUUGAUGGUCGGAUUAGCCCGGAUGUCUCCGCACUGGGGAGUCUUCUUUCAUUCCCAGCCCUACGGAGUUGCUCGGUUAAUUGGUUCCAGCUUGAGUACUUUGGCCUUUCGACGGAAACCGGUCCAUGGAGUCAUCUCGUGCUCAGGCGACUCUGUAAUAAUCCCUCUGUUCACGGAAGCACAAGCCAGUACCGCGACACUACCCCGGAUUCCAUAAAACACGAAGUAGCUACCUUUGUUGAACGUUUCCAACAAAGCCUACUUAUGAAGGGUUGGGGACUAGACCGUUCCAUUCUUAUGUUCGCGAAGAGUCUGGUU
Periconia digitata is the source of this 330-nucleotide messenger RNA. The record is from the annotation of a GenBank genome assembly. NCBI's taxonomy places the organism in Eukaryota, Fungi, Ascomycota, Dothideomycetes, Pleosporales, Periconiaceae.